Phaeodactylum tricornutum CCAP 1055/1 is the source of this 987-nucleotide messenger RNA. RefSeq lists its product with no specific name. Gene Ontology annotation, biological process: cellular response to hypoxia. The coding region runs from base 22 to 987 and encodes 321 amino acids. The transcript has a single exon. Lineage: Eukaryota; Bacillariophyta; Bacillariophyceae; Surirellales; Neidiaceae. The record is from RefSeq and is a predicted model, not a curated record. Gene Ontology annotation, molecular function: peptidyl-proline dioxygenase activity; ferrous iron binding; L-ascorbic acid binding.
CAAAACCGAAAACAAAACACCAUGGGCUUUGGUCCCGGCUUUUCCCAACUUUUUCUCUUGUUAUUAUUCCAGACGGCGCAAAGUUGGUUGUCUUCUUCCAAGUUGUAUGGUCCGACUGAAUCAAUACAGAGAGCGUCGACUCCGUCAUUUUCAUCGAGCAUUGUAAAUUCUCGGUUGUUCGGCGUGUCCACUUCGGUUCCCGGUAUCGCAACCGACAUUCCACGGCUGGAGCCUCGACACCUACGAGAGCUUUCGGAGAAUCAGUACGUCGUAAUUUGUGACUUUUUGCCGGAGUCGUUACAAACCGCUCUGCGUCAAGACGUUCAGGACCUUCGCCAGGCCGAAAAAUUCACAGUGGCCAAGAUCCGUCAAGACGCAACCAACAAGCUCAAUACCAACAUUCGCGUCGCUGAAAGCUGCUUUUUGGGGCCUACCAAACUAAAGACUUUCCCGAGCGCCUAUAGGGAUCAACUUUACGUGAUUCUGGACCAAGUCAAGGCCGAUUUGAACAGUCAUUUUGGCAAACCGUUGGACAGUCAGCUGACGGAGCUCUUGUAUGCGUUCUAUCCGCAAGGAGGUUUCUACCGAAGGCAUCGUGACGCAAUUCCAGGCUCGGCUUCAACAUUACGAGAGUAUUCGCUUCUGCUGUAUCUCAAUAAGGAUUGGAAUGAACAAGACGGUGGACAACUACGGUUACAUUUCGACUCUGGUGAUGACGAAUUACCAGCAGGGGAAGAAGCGCAAUGCCGCGAUGUCUUGCCUCAGAGUGGUACGUUGGUCCUGUUCCGAAGCAACGCCAUUCCACACGAAGUCCUAGAUACACAGAAGGAGCGUGUCGCCAUCAUCGGUUGGUAUAACCGACCCGUGGCGAGUACCGAUAUUGGGGAACUAGCAGGUGUGGAUCUCAAUCCAACGCGAGUCGCACUGAUGGGCGUUGCAGCCUCCCUCAUCACGGUAGGGGUUGGGAUGCUUAUUUCAGCAUCAUAG